Molecule: messenger RNA, 2222 nt
Organism: Chondrus crispus (carragheen)
Lineage: Eukaryota; Rhodophyta; Florideophyceae; Gigartinales; Gigartinaceae
Product: ATP-dependent DNA helicase RecQ
Exons: 2
Coding region: 1-2052 (683 amino acids)
Biological process (GO): DNA recombination; DNA repair
Cellular component (GO): cytoplasm; chromosome
Molecular function (GO): nucleic acid binding; four-way junction helicase activity; 3'-5' DNA helicase activity
Source: RefSeq, a predicted model, not a curated record
AUGCGCGAUCAGAGCGCCCCCACCAUCACUGACGCCGAUCGUCUACUCAAGGAGCGCUUCGGCCACGACGAGUUUCGCCCCGGCCAACGUCGCGUUAUCGAGCACAUACUCGCUACUGCGGCCACUCCAUCAUCCCCGGAUAUCUCCCACCACAGAGCAGGUCGCGCGCUCGCCAUCUUUCCCACGGGCGCGGGCAAAAGCCUCUGCUACCAACUCCCAGGUCUCUUGUUUCAGGAUGGGUUGACCCUCAUCGUCUCCCCUUUAAUGGCGCUCAUGAAGGAUCAGACGGACUCCAUGGUUCAGAAAGGCUUGUCGGCUGCUUGUCUGGAUUCGUCACUCACCGCGUCUGAGACGCGGGACCUCUUCCAGCGGGUACGCGACGAUGAUUUGCGCAUCCUGUUUGUGUCUCCCGAACGCUUUAAGAAUAGUCGCUUCCUCAGACUUAUCCAGAAUACUCGUAUUGCGCUGUUUGCUGUCGAUGAGGCCCACUGCAUUUCGGAAUGGGGUCACUCCUUUCGCCCAGACUACCUCCGUCUCUCGCGUUGGGCGGACAGACUCAACUGUCAACGAAGGCUAGCUCUAACCGCCACAGCUACACCACGUGUCGCUGAGGAUAUAUGUGCGGCAUUGAAUAUUCCUUUCCCCUCUGCACAAGUGCGCCUUGCCUCCGUCCGCAGAAACCUCACAUUGCGCGUCUCUUCCAUCCCACCGGCCCCGCACGAUGGAUACCAGUCUCUUACAGACAAGCUACAAACUCGGAUGGAUGUGUUGGUGGAACGCUUGCGCUCGCGCGACCCUGGACCAACUAUUAUCUAUGUUACUUUACAGGCGACUGCGACAUUUGUUGCCAGCGAGCUGCGAAGGCAUGGAUUCAUCCAGGCCGCCUCUUACCAUGCAGGUAUGAGGCAAGACGACCGUAAACAGGUCCAGGACGACUUCAUGGCGAACAAGAAGGAUGCAAUAGUUGCGGCAACUAUAGCGUUUGGGAUGGGCAUGGAUCAUUCUGGCAUUCGCUACGUGUACCAUUUCAAUAUGCCGAAGUCUCUUGAGGGGUACAUUCAGGAAAUUGGCCGUGCUGGCCGAGAUAGCCAGCAGUCUAUUUGCGAGACACUAGCCUGUGUUGAUGAUCUCCCAGCUUUGGAAGGCUUUGCGUACGCGGAGACGCCAGCUCUAUCUUCUGUGUGCGAUCUUAUGAAUCAUUUGCUUGGUGAUGUCAAAGAGGGGCAGUAUAUUGAGUAUAGUACUUACGAUCUAUGCUACCAAUUUGACAUCCGCGAAACGACUCUCGGUCAAAUUCUGGCCCAACUUGACCUGGCAGAGAACGUGCUCGAGGAAAGCACACCAUUUUUCGCCGAAUUAUCGUGCCGUUUACCCCCAGCUUCAGCGAGGAGGAUACCCCCGUUGGGUUCUGAGGCCAGAAAGGUUUGGGAUUUCGGAAAGAUGGGGAGACUAAAUCUAGGGAUUGAUGUCUUGAAAGUUGCAAAGGAACUGGAUAUACAAUACGGUCGCGUAUCAAGGCUAUGUGAUGAUAUGGUCAACGAGGGAUACCUGGAGAAUAUCAAUUCCAGGAAACUAAUGCAUCGCGCUCUCAUCACAUCUCAACCCACUGACCUUGGCGCUGUCUCUCGACGGUUGCAUGCCAAACUACUUUGCACUCAGAAACAGCAACUGAAACGUAUUAGUCAGGUUGUUGAUUAUUUAAGUGCCAACGAAUGUCAAAGCGCUUAUCUUCAACAUCAUCUCGGUGAUGAGGUCGAGUCUGGUCGAUGCGGGCACUGCGAAUUUUGUCUUAACGAUGGAAAUCAGCCUGUAAAAAUUUCCGAAGCUGUACGGGAGCGCGUGGGAAAGACUCUAGAUGAGAGACGUUGGGCGCUCAUACAACAAGCGGCAAUCCCAAAGGAUAACGCUCUUUUAAUGGCAAGGUUUGCUGCCGGUGUUUCAUCACCAGUGAUCUCCAGAAAAUAUCGCAAGAUGGGAAAUUUUGGAUCCAUGUCGGACCAUGCCUUCACAACUCUACUGACCGCGGCGAAAAAAGAAUGCGGCGAGACGUAGUCCUACUUCGUCCUUGGAUGUGGAUACAUUAGGCUUGAAUUGGAGUGAAUUGUGUGACUGCGGAAUACAAUACCGUUUUGUCCGAGCAGAGUCUGAAUUUUGUUCGCCUUGCUUGCGUCAGACUCACUUCGAUAUGUUAAAAUCUCAGAUUAAACUUGACUUCAGGAGGA